Tarenaya hassleriana is the source of this 1639-nucleotide messenger RNA. Its product is annotated as probable WRKY transcription factor 41. The transcript is spliced from 7 exons. Gene Ontology annotation, molecular function: transcription cis-regulatory region binding; DNA-binding transcription factor activity. The record is from RefSeq and is a predicted model, not a curated record. Gene Ontology annotation, biological process: regulation of DNA-templated transcription. Lineage: Eukaryota; Viridiplantae; Streptophyta; Magnoliopsida; Brassicales; Cleomaceae. Bases 1 to 1266 code for a protein of 421 amino acids. Gene Ontology annotation, cellular component: nucleus.
AUGAAGGAAAAUCGAACAGAGAAUUUCUUUGAUUUUUGUGAGAAAUCUUCGGGGAGAAAAAUGUUGAAUUGGGACACGACGACGCUGGUCAGCGAGUUGAUUCACGGGAUGGAGGCGGCGAAGCAGCUCCAGUCACACAUCGGAGAAUCGCCGUCUCCGUCGCCGGAAUCUUUUCCGCCUACGACGGAGACUAACGAGAGCCUGGUGCUCCGGAUAGUUUCCUCGUACGAGAAAGCUCUGCUGAUGCUGAACUGGGCUGGGCCGCCGCCCGUACAGCCGGUAACUCCACCGGCGGCGGCGGUGAUUCCGGUGUUGAACUCCGGCGGGAAAGCGGAAUCUCCGGCGUCGAUAAACGGGAGCCCGAGAAGCGAAGAGUUGAAUCAAGAUUACAACUUUAAUCCAAAGAAGAGGAAGACGAUGCCAAAGUGGACGGAGAAGGUGAGAAUAAGCCCAGAGAGAGGGUUCGAGGGUCCUCAAGACGAUGGUUUUAGCUGGAGAAAGUACGGCCAGAAAGAUAUCUUGGCUUCUAGAUUUCCCAGAUCAAAUAUCCCGGUAACUCCACCGGCGGCGGCGGUGAUUCCGGUGUUGAACUCCGGCGGGAAAGCGGAAUCUCCGGCGUCGAUAAACGGGAGCCCGAGAAGCGAAGAGUUGAAUCAAGAUUACAACUUUAAUCCAAAGAAGAGGAAGACGAUGCCAAAGUGGACGGAGAAGGUGAGAAUAAGCCCAGAGAGAGGGUUCGAGGGUCCUCAAGACGAUGGUUUUAGCUGGAGAAAGUACGGCCAGAAAGAUAUCUUGGCUUCUAGAUUUCCCAGGAGUUAUUACAGAUGCACGUACCGUAACACGCAGAACUGUUGGGCGACGAAGCAAGUCCAGAGAUCGGACGGUGAUCCAGCGGUCUUCGAAGUGACAUACAGAGGAACACACACCUGCUCGCAGGCGAUCCCUCCCCCGGCUUCCCCCGAAACGCAGGACGCCAAAUCUAACAAAGCCACCGGAAAUUACCAAAAUGACCCUCUCCACAGCCUCGGGACCAAUCUCGGCGUCGACGCUUUCUCGUUCCCGGCAGCGACGUUGUUUUACGACGACUCCGACUUCGGAUUCUGCCACGUGGGUGGUUCUGAUCCGUCGGAUUUCCCCGGGCUGAUGAUGUCUUCUGCCAAUACCUCCACGGGGAGCUCUCCAAUCUUCGACGUGGAUUUCCAGUUCGAUCCGACGGUCGAGAUUGACACUGGCUUCACCUCUUUUUUCACGCGAGUCGAUCUCUAGAACCGCUAGAUCCGACGGUAGAAAUUACUCUAAAGAUCUGUAUCUUUUUUUUUGGACUAAAAUAACAUUUUUUAAGAUUGCGAAGCCGGUUAAGAACCGGUUUAGUUGAUGCAAUUUGGGAAAGAGGCGAAUAUUUUGGGAAAUUUUCUCCAAUUAAGAGUGUCCUAAAAAGGAAUACAAAAAGAUGUUCAGUAUACGAGCAGAUAGACAUUUUUUUUAAGAUGGCGAUGCCGGUUAGUCAAAAUAACACCUUUUAAGAUUACGAAGCCGGUUUAGAACCGGUUUGGUUGAUGAUAAUGUAAAAGAGGCAAAAAUUUUGGGAAAUUUUCUCCAAUUAAUAGUCCUAAAAGGGAACACAAAAAGAUGUUCAAUA